Messenger RNA from Closterium sp. NIES-65, 19683 nucleotides. Lineage: Eukaryota; Viridiplantae; Streptophyta; Zygnematophyceae; Desmidiales; Closteriaceae. The record is from the annotation of a GenBank genome assembly.
AUGCCCCAUUCUCCCGCUUUUCAUCACCCCGCCCCAUUCUCCCGCUUUCCAUCAACCCGUCCCAUUCUCCCGCUUUCCAUCAUCCCGCCCCAUUCUCCCGCUUUCCAUCACCCCGCCCCAUUCUCCCGCUUUCCAUCACCCCGCCACAUUCUCCCGCUUUCCACCACCCCGCCCCAUUCUUCUGCUUCCAUCACCCCGCCCCAUUCUCCCACUUUCCAUCACCCCGCCCCAUCCUCCCACCUUCCAUCACCCCGCCCCAUUCGCCCUCCUUCCAUCACCCCGCCCCAUUCUCCAUCCUUCCAUCACCCCGCCCCAUUCUCCUGGGUUCCAUCACCCCGCCACAUUCUCCCGCGUUCCAUCACUCCGCCCCAUUCUCCCGCUUUCCUUCACCCCGCCCCAUUCUCCCGUUUUCCAUCACCCUGCCCAUUCUCCCGCUUUCCAUCACCCCGCCCCAUUCUCCCGCUUUCCAUCACCCCGCCCCAUUCUCCCGCUUUCCAUCACCCCGCCCCAUUCUCCCGCUUUCCAUCACCCCGCCCCAAUCUCCCUCUUUCCAUCACCCCACCCCAUUCUCCCUCCUUCCAUCACCUCGGCCCAUUCUCCUUCCUUCCAUCACCCUGCCCCAUUCUCCCGCUUUCCAUCACCCCGCCCCAUUUUCCCGUUUUCCAUCACCCCGCCCCAUUCUCCUGCUUUCCAUCACCCCGCCCCAUUCUCCUGCUUUCCACCACCCUGCCCCAUUCUCCCGCUUUCCAUCACCCCGCCCCAUUCUCCCGCUUUCCAUCACCUCACCCCAUCCUCCCACCUUCUAUCACCCCGCCCCAUUCUCCCUCCUUCCAUCACCUCGCCCCAUUCUCCCGCUUUCCAUCACCCCGCCCCAUUCUCCCGCUUUCCAUCACCCCACCCCAUUCCCCCGCUUUCCAUCAUCCCGCACCAUUCUCCCGCUUUCCGUCACCCCGCCCCGUUCUCCCGCUUUCCAUCACCCCGCCCAAUUCUCCCGCUUUCCAUCACCCCGCCCCAUUCUCCCGCUUUCCAUCACCCCGCCCCAUUCUUCCUCUUUCCAUCACCCCGCCCCAUUCUCCCUCCUUCCAUCACCCCGCCCCAUUCUCUUCUUCCCAUAACCCCAGCCCUAUCUCCCGCAUUCCAUCACCCCGCCAAUUUCUCCCUCUUCACCCCGCCCCAUUCUCCCUCCUUCCAUCACCCCGCCCCAUUCUCCCUCCUUCCAUCACCCCGCCCCAUUCUCCCGCUUUCCAUCACCCCGCCCCAUUCUCCCGCUUUCCAUCACCCCGCCCCAUUCUCCCGCUUUCCAUCACCCCGCCCCAUUCUCCCGCUUUCCAUCAACCUGCCCCCUUCUCCCGCUUUCCAUCACCCCGCCCCAUUCUCCCGCAUUCCAUCACCCCGCCCCAUUUUCCCGUUUUCCAUCACCUCGCCCCAUUCUCCUUGCUUCCAUCACCCUGCCCCAAUCUCCCUCCUUCCAUCACCCCGUCCCAUUCUCCCGCUUUCCAUCUCCCCGCCCCAUUCUCCCGCUUUCCAUCACCCUGCCCCAUUCUCCCGCUUUCCAUCAUCCCGCCCCAUUCUUCCGCUUCCCAUCAUCCCGCCCCGUUCCCCCGCUUUCCAUCACCCCUCCCCAUUCUCCCUCCUUCCAUCACCCCGCCCCAUUCUCCCGCUUUCCAUCAUCUGCCCCAUUCUCCUGCUUUCCAUCACCUCGCCCCAUUCUCCCGCUUUCCAUCACCCCGCCCCAUUCUUCUGCUUUCCAUCACCCCGCCCUAUUCUCCCGCUUUCCAUCACCCCGCACCAUUCACCCGCUUUCCAUCACCCGCCCCAUCUCCCGCUUUCCAUCACCCCAACCCAUUCUCUCGCUCUCCAUCACCCCGCCCCAUUCUCCCGCUUUUCAUCACCCCGCCCCAUUCUCCCGCUUUCCAACACCCCUCCCCAUUCUCCCGCUUUCCAUCACCCCGCCCCAUUCUCCCGCUUUCCAUCACCCCGCCCCAUUGUCCCGCUUUCCAUCACUCCGCCCCAUUCUCCCGCUUUCCAUCAACCCGCCCCAUUCUCCCGCUUUCCAUCACCCCGCCCUAUUCUCCCUCCUUCCAUCACCCUGCCUCAUUCUCCCUUCUUCCAUCACCCCGCCCCAUUCUCCCGCUUUCUAUCACCCCGCCCCAUUCUCCCGCUUUCCAUCACCCAGCCCCAUUCUCCCGCUUUCCAUCACCCCGCCCCAUUUUCCCGCUUUCCAUCACCCCGCCCCAUUCUCCCGCUUUCCAUCACCCCGCCCCAUUCUCCCGCUUUCCAUCACCCCGCCCCAUUCUCCCGCUUUCCAUCACCCUGCCCCAUUCUCCCUCCUUCCAUCACCCCGCCCCAUUCUCCCGCUUUCCAUCACCCCGCCCCAUUCUCCCUCCUUCCAUCACCCCGCCCAAUUCUCCCUCCUCCCAUCACCCUGCCCCAUUCUUCCGCUUUCCAUCACCCUGCCCCAUUCUCCCGCUUCCCAUAACCCCACCCCAUUCUCCCGCUUUCCAUCACCCCGCCACAUUCUCCCACUUUCCAUCACCCCGCCCCCUUCUCUCUCCUUCCAUCACCCUGCCCCAUUCUCCCGCUUUCCAUCACCCCGCCCCAUUUUCCCGUUUUCCAUCACCCCGUCCCAUUCUCCUGCUCUCCAUCACCCCGCCCCAUUCUCCCGCUUUCCACCACCCCGCCCCAUUCUCCCGCUUUCCAUCACCCCGCCCCAUUCUCCCACUUUCCAUCACCCCACCCCAUCCUCCCACCUUCUAUCACCCCGCCCCAUUCUCCCUCCUUCCAUCACCCCGCCCCAUUCUCCCGCUUUUCAUCACCCCGCCCCAUUCUCCCGCUUUCCAUCAGCCCGCCCCAUUCUCCCGCUUUCCAUCACCCCGCCCCAUUAUCCCGCUUUCCAUCACCCCGCCCCAUUCUCCCGCUUUCCAUCAACCUGCCCCCUUCUCCCGCUGUCCAUCACCCCGCCCCAUUCUCCCGCAUUCCAUCACCCCGCCCCAUUUUCCCGUUUUCCAUCACCUCGCCCCAUCUUCCUUGCUUCCAUCACCCUGCCCCAAUCUCCCUCCUUCCAUCACCCCGUCCCAUUCUCCCGCUUUCCAUCUCCCCGCCCCAUUCUCCCGCUUUCCAUCACCCUGCCCCAUUCUCCCGCUUUCCAUCAUCCCGCCCCAUUCUUCCGCUUCCCAUCAUCCCGCCCCGUUCCCCCGCUUUCCAUCACCCCUCCCCAUUCUCCCUCCUUCCAUCACCCCGCCCCAUUCUCCCGCUUUCCAUCAUCUGCCCCAUUCUCCUGCUUUCCAUCACCUCGCCCCAUUCUCCCGCUUUCCAUCACCCCGCCCCAUUCUUCUGCUUUCUAUCACCCCGCCCCAUUCUCCCGCUUUCCAUCACCCAGCCCCAUUCUCCCGCUUUCCAUCACCUCGCCCCAUUUUCCCGCUUUCCAUCACCCCGCCCCAUUCUCCCGCUUUCCAUCACCCCGCCCCAUUCUCCCGCUUUCCAUCACCCCGCCCCAUUCUCCCGCUUUCCAUCACCCUGCCCCAUUCUCCGUCCUUCCAUCACCCCGCCCCAUUCUCCCGCUUUCCAUCACCCCGCCCCAUUCUCCCUCCUUCCAUCACCCCGCCCAAUUCUCCCUCCUCCCAUCACCCUGCCCCAUUCUCCCGCUUUCCAUCACCCUGCCCCAUUCUCCCGCUUCCCAUAACCCCGCCCCAUUCUCCCGCUUUCCAUCACCCCGCCACAUUCUCCCACUUUCCAUCACCCCGCCCCCUUCUCUCUCCUUCCAUCACCCUGCCCCAUUCUCCCGCUUUCCAUCACCCCGCCCCAUUUUCCCGUUUUCCAUCACCCCGUCCCAUUCUCCUGCUUUCCAUCACCCCGCCCCAUUCUCCCGCUUUCCACCACCCCGCCCCAUUCUCCCGCUUUCCAUCACCCCGCCCCAUUCUCCCACUUUCCAUCACCCCACCCCAUCCUCCCACCUUCUAUCACCCCGCCCCAUUCUCCCUCCUUCCAUCACCCCGCCCCAUUCUCCCGCUUUCCAUCACCCCGCCCCAUUCUCCUGCUUUCCAUCACCCCGCCCCAUUCCCCUGCUUUGCAUCACCCUGCCCCAUUCUCCCGCUUUCCAUCACCCGCCCCGUUCUCCCGCUUUCCAUCACCCCGCCCAAUUCUCCCGCUUUCCAUCACCCCGCCCCAUUCUCCCGCUUUCCAUCACCCCGCCCCAUUCUCCCUCUUUCCAUCACCCCGCCCCAUUCUCCCUCCUUCCAUCACCCCGCCCCAUUCUCCGCUUCCCAUAACCCCAGCCCCAUCUCCCGCUUUCCAUCACCCCGCCACAUUCUCCCACUUUCCAUCACCCCGCCCCAUUCUCCCUCCUUCCAUCACCCCGCCCCAUUCUCCCUCCUUCCAUCACCCCGCCCCAUUCUCCCGCAUUCCAUCUCCCCGCCCCAUUCUCCCGCUUUCCAUCACCCUGCCCCAUUCUCCUGCUUUCCAUCACCCCGCCCCAUUCUUCCGCUUCCCAUCAUCCCGCCCCAUUCCCCCACUUUCCAUCACCCCUCCCCAUUCUCCCUCCUUCCAUCACCCCGCCCCAUUCUCCCGCUUUCCAUCACCCGCCCCAUUCUCCUGCUUUCCAUCACCUCGCCCCAUUCUCCCACAUUCCAUCACCUCGCCCCAUUCUUCUGCUUUCCAUCACCCCGCCCCAUUCUCCCGCUUUCCAUCACCCCACACCAUUCACCCGCUUUCCAUCACCCGCCCCAUCUCCAGCUUUCCAUCAACCCGCCCCAUUCUCCCGCUCUCCAUCACCCCGCCCCAUUCUCCCGCUUUUCAUCACCCCGCCCCAUUCUCCCGCUUUCCAACACCCCUCCCCAUUCUCCCGCUUUCCAUCACCCCGCCCCAUUCUCCCGCUUUCCAUCACCCCGCCCCAUUGUCCCGCUUUCCAUCACUCCGCCCCAUUCUCUUGCUUUCCAUCACCCCGCCCCAUUCUCCCGCUUUCCAUCACCCCGGCCCAUUCUCCCUCCUUCCAUCACCCUGCCUCAUUCUCCCUCCUUCCAUCACCCCGCCCCAUGCUCCCGCUUUCCUUCACCCUGCCCCAUUCUCCCGCUUUCCAUCACCCAGCCCCAUUCUCCCGCUUUCCAUCACCCCGCCCCAUUCUCCGGCUUUCCAUCACCCUUCCCCAGUCCCCCGCUUUCCAUCACCCCGCCCCAUUCUCCCUCCUUCCAUCACCCCACCCCAUUCUCCCGCUUUUCAUCACCCCGCCCCAUUCUCCCUCCUUCCAUAACCCCGCCCCAUUUUCCCGCUUUCCAUCACCCCGCCCCAAUCUCCCGCUUUCCAUCACCCUGCCCCAAUCUUCCGCUUUCCAUCACCCCGCCCCAUUCUCCCUCCUUCCAUCACCCAGCCCCAUUCUCCCGCUUUCCAUCACCCAGCCCCAUUCUCCCGCUUUCCAUCAUCCCGCCCCAUUCUCUCGCUUUCCAUCACCCCGCCCCAUUCUCCCGCUUUCCAUCACCCCACCCCAUUCUCCCGCUUUCCAUCACCCCGCCACAUUCUCCCGCUUUCCAUCACCCCACCCCAUUCUCCCUCCUUCCAUCACCCCGCCCCAUUUUCCCGCUUUCUAUCACCCCGCCCCAUUCUCCCUCCUUCCAUCACCCCGCCCCAUUCUCCCUCCUUCCAUCACCCCGCCCCAUUCUACCGCUUUCCAUCACCCCGCCCCAUUCUCCCGCUUCCCAUAACCCCACCCAAUUCUCCCGCUUUCCAUCACCCCGCCACAUUCUCCCGCUUUCCAUCACCCCGCCCCAUUCUCCUUCCUUCCAUCACCCCGCCCCAUUCUCCCUCCUUCCAUCGCCCCGCCCCAUUCUCCCGCUUUCCAUCAGCCCGCCCCAUUCUCCCGCUUUCCAUCACCCCGCCCCAUUCUCCCGCUUUCCAUCACCCCGCCCCAUUCUCCCGCUUUCCAUCACCCCCCCCCCCUUCUCCCUCCUUCCAUCACCCCGCCCCAUUCUCCCUCCUUCCAUCACCCCGCCCCAUUCUCCCGCUUUCCAUCAGCCCGCCCCAUUCUCCCGCUUUCCAUCACCCCGCCCAUUUCUCCCUCUUUCCAUCUCCCCGCCCCAUUCUCCCGCUUUCCAUCACCCCGCCCCAUUCUCCCGCUUUCCAUCACCCCGCCCCAUUCUUCCGCUUCCCAUCAUCCCGCCCCAUUCCCCCGCUUUCCAUCACCCCGCCCCAUUUUCCCGCUUUCCAUCACCCCGCCCCAAUCUCCCGCUUUCCAUCACCCUGCCCCAAUCUUCCGCUUUCCAUCACCCCGCCCCAUUCUCCCUCCUUCCAUCACCCCGCCCCAUUCUCCCGCUUUCCAUCACCCCGCCCCAUUCUCCCGCUUUCCAUCACCCCGCCCCAUUCUCCCGCUUUCCAUCACCCUGCCCCAUUCUCCCGCUGUCCAUCACCCCGCCCCAUUCUCCCUCCUUCCAUCACCCCGCCCCAUUCUCCCGCUUUCCAUCACCCCGCCCCAUUCUCCCUCCUUCCAUCACCCCGCCCCAUUCUCCCUCCUUCCAUCACCCCGCCCCAUUCUCUUGCUUUCCAUCACCCAGCCCCAUUCUCCCGCUUUCCAUCACCCCGCCCCAUUUUCCCGCUUUCCAUCACCCCGCCCCAUUCUCCCGCUUUCCAUCACCUUGCCCCAAUCUCCCGCUUUCCAUCACCCCGCCCCAUUCUCCCUCCUUCCAUCACCCCGCCCCAUUCUCCCGCUUUCCAUCACCCCGCCCCAUUCUCCCGCUUUCCAUCACCCAGCCCCAUUCUCCCGCUUUCCAUCACCCCGCCCCAUUCUCCCGCUUUCCAUCACCCCGCCCCAUUCUCCCGCUUUCCAUCACCCUGCCCCAUUCUCCCUCCUUCCAUCACCCCGCCCCAUUCUCCCGCUUUCCAUCACCCCGCCCCAUUCUCUCUCCUUCCAUCACCCCGCCCCAUUCUCCCUCCUUCCAUCACCCCGCCCCAUUCUCCCGCUUUCCAUCACCCCGCCCCAUUCUCCCGCUUCCCAUAACGCCACCCCAUUCUCCCACUUUCCAUCACCCCGCCACAUUCUCAUGCUCCCGCCCCAUUCUCCCGCUUUCCAUCACCCCUCCCCUUUCUCCCGCUUUCCAUCUCCCCGCCCCAUUCUCCCGCUUUCCAUCACCCCGCCCCAUUCUCCCGCUUUCCAUCACACCGCCCCAUUCUUCCGCUUCCCAUCAUCCCGCCCCAUACCCCCGCUUUCCAUCACCCCUCCCCAUUCUCCCUCCUUCCAUCACCCCGCCCCAUUCUCUCGCUUUCCAUCACCCCGCCCCAUUCUCCCGCUUUCCAUCACCCCCCCCAUUCUCCCGCUUUCCAUCACCCCGCCCCAUUCUCCCGCUUUCCAUCACCCCGCCCCAAUCUCCCUCCUUCCAUCACCCCGCCCCAUUCUCCCGCUUUCCAUCACCCUGCCCCAUUCUUCCGCUUCCCAUAACCCCACCCCAUUCUCCCGCUUUCCAUCACCCCGCCACAUUUUCCCACUUUCCAUCACCCCGCCCCCUUCUCUCUCCUUCCAUCACCCCGCCCCAUUCUCCCUCCUUCCAUCACCCCGCCCCAUUCUCCCGCUUUUCAUCAGCCCGCCCCAUUUUCCCGCUUUCCAUCACCCCGCCCCUUUCUCCCGCUUUCCAUCUCCCCCCCCAUUCUCCCGCUUCCCAUCAUCCCGCCCCAUUCUCCCGCUUUCCAUCACCCCUCCCCAUUCUCCCUCCUUCCAUCACCACGCCCCAUUCUCUCGCUUUCCAUCACCCCGCCCCAUUCUCCCGCUUUCCAUCACCCCCCCCAUUCUCCCGCUUUCCAUCACCCCGCCCCAUUCUCCCGCUUUCCAUCACCCCGCCCCAUUCUCCCUCCUUCCAUCACCCCGCCCCAUUCUCCCGCUUUCCAUCACCCCGCCCCAUUCUUCCGCUUCCCAUAACCCCACCCCAUUCUCCCGCUUUCCAUCACCCCGCCCCAUUCUCCCGCUUUCCAUCACCCCCCCCAUUCUCCCGCUUCCCAUCAUCCCGCCCCAUUCUCCCGCUUUCCAUCACCCCUCCCCAUUCUCCCUCCUUCCAUCACCACGCCCCAUUCUCUCGCUUUCCAUCACCCCGCCCCAUUCUCCCGCUUUCCAUCACCCCCCCCAUUCUCCCGCUUUCCAUCACCCCGCCCCAUUCUCCCGCUUUCCAUCACCCCGCCCCAUUCUCCCUCCUUCCAUCACCCCGCCCCAUUCUCCCGCUUUCCAUCACCCCGCCCCAUUCUUCCGCUUCCCAUAACCCCACCCCAUUCUCCCGCUUUCCAUCACCCCGCCACAUUUUCCCACUUUCCAUCACCCCGCCCCCUUCUCUCUCCUUCCAUCACCCCGCCCCAUUCUCCCUCCUUCCAUCACCCCGCCCCAUUCUCCCGCUUUUCAUCAGCCCGCCCCAUUCUCCCGCUUUCCAUCACCCCGCCCCUUUCUCCCGCUUUCCAUCUCCCCACCCCAUUCUCCCGCUUUCCAUCACCCCGCCCCAUUCUCCCGCUUUCCAUCACCCCGCCCCAUUCUUCCGCUUCCCAUCAUCCCGCCCCAUUCUCCCGCUUUCCAUCACCCCUCCCCAUUCUCCCUCCUUCCAUCACCCCGCCCCAUUCUCUCGCUUUCCAUCACCCCGCCCCAUUCUCCCGCUUUCCAUCACCCCCCCCAUUCUCCCGCUUUCCAUCACCCCGCCCCAUUCUCCCGCUUUCCAUCACCCCGCCCCAUUCUCCCUCAUUCCAUCACCCCGCCCCAUUCUCCCGCUUUCCAUCACCCCGCCCCAUUCUUCCGCUUCCCAUCAUCGCGCCACAUACCCCCGCUUUCCAUCACCCCUCCCCAUUCUCCCUCCUUCCAUCACCCCGCCCCAUUCUCUCGCUUUCCAUCACCCCGCCCCAUUCUCCCGCUUUCCAUCACCCCCCCCAUUCUCCCGCUUUCCAUCACCCCGGCCCAUUCUCCCGCUUUCCAUCACCCCGCCCCAUUCUCCCUCCUUCCAUCACCCCGCCCCAUUCUCCCUCAUUCCAUCACCCCAACCCAUUCUCCCGCUUUCCAUCACCCCGCCCCAUUCUUCCGCUUUCCAUCACCCCGCCCCAUUCUUCCGCUUCCCAUCAUCCCGCCCCAUUCCCCCGCUUUCCAUCACCCCUCCCCAUUCUCCCUCCUUCCAUCACCCCGCCCCAUUCUGCCGCUUUCCAUCACCCGCCCCAUUCUCCCGCUUUCCCGCCACAUUCUUCCGCUUUCCAUCACCCCGCCCCAUUCUCCCGCUUUCCAUCACCCCGCCCCAUUCACCCGCUUUCCAUCACCUGCCCCAUUCUCCCGCUUUCCAUCACCCCGCCCCAUUCUCCCGCUUUCCAUCAACCCGCCCCAUUCUCCCGCUUUUCAUCACCCUGCCCCAUUCUCCUGCUUUCCAACACCGCGCCCCAUUCUCCCGCUUUCCAUCACCCCGCCCCAUUCUCCCGCUUUCCAUCACUCCGCCCCAUUCUCCCGCUUUCCAUCACCCCGCCCCAUUCUCCCACUUUCCAUCACCCCACCCCAUUCUCCCUCCUUCCAUCACCCAGCCUCAUUCUCUCUCCUUCCAUCACCCCGCCCCAUUCUCCCGCUUUCCAUCACCCUGCCCCAUUCUCUCGCUUUCCAUCACCCAGCCCCAUUCUCCCGCUUUCCAUCACCCCGCCCCAUUUUCCCGCUUUCCAUCACCUCGCCCCAUUCUCCCGCUUUCCAUCACCCUGCCCCAAUCUCCCGCUUUCCAUCACCCCGCCCCAUUCUCCCUCCUUCCAUCACCCCGCCCCAUUCUCCCACUUUCCAUCACCCCGCCCCAUUCUCCCGCUUUCCAUCACCCAGCCACAUUCUCCCGCUUUCCAUCACCCCGCCCCAUUCUCCCGCUUUCCAUCACCCCGCCCCAUUCUCCCGCUUUCCAUCACCCCGCCCCAUUCUCCCUCCUUCCAUCACCCCGCCCCAUUCUCCCGCUUUCCAUCACCCCGCCCCAUUCUCCCUCCUUCCAUCACCCCGCCCCAUUCUCCCUCCUUCCAUCACCCCGCCCCAUUCUCCCGCUUUCCAUCACCCCGCCCCAUUCUCCCGCUUCCCAUAACGCCACCCCAUUCUCCCACUUUCCAUCACCCCGCCACAUUCUCCUGCUUUCUAUCACCCCGCCCCAUUCUCCCUCCUUCCAUCACCCCGCCCCAUUCUCCUGCUUUCCAUCACCCCGCCCCAUUCUCCCGAUUUCCAUCACCCCGCCCCAUUCUCUCGCUUUCCAUCACCCCGCCCCAUUCUCCCGCUUUCCACCAUCCAGCCCCAUUCUCCCUCCUUCCAUCACCCCGCCCCAUUCUCCCGCUUUCCAUCAUCCCGCCCCAUUCUCCUUCCUUCCAUCACCCCGCCCCAUUCUCCCUCCUUCCAUCACCCCGCCCCAUUCUCCCGCUUUCCAUCAUCCCGCCCCAUUCUCCCUCCUUCCAUCACCCCGCCCCAUUCUCCCUCCUUCCAUCACCCCGCCCCAUUCUCCCUCCUUCCAUCACCCCGCCCCAUUCUCCCUCCUUCCCAUAACCCCACCCCAUUCUCCCGCUUUCCAUCACCCCGCCACAUUCUCCCACUUUCCAUCACCCCGCCCCAUUCUCCCUCCUUCCAUCACCGCGCCCCAUUCUCCCGCUUUCCAUCAGCCCGCCCCAUUCUCCCGCUUUCCAUCACCCCUCCCCUUUCUCCCGCUUUCCAUCUCCCCGCCCCAUUCUUCCGCUUUCCAUCACCCCGCCCCAUUCUCCUGCUUUCCAUCACCCCGCCCCAUUCUUCCUCUUCCCAUCAUCCCGCCCCAUACCCCUGCUUUCCAUCACCCCUCCCCAUUCUCCCUCCUUCCAUCACCCCGCCCCAUUCUCUCGCUUUCCAUCACCCCGCCCCAUUGUCCCGCUUUCCAUCAACCCCCCCAUUCUCUCACUUUCCAUCACCCAGCCCCAUUCUCCCGCUUUCCAUCACCCCGCCCCAUUCUCCCUCCUUCCAUCACCCCGCCCCAUUCUCCCUCAUUCCAUCACCCCGCCCCAUUCUCCCGCUUUCCAUCACCCCGCCCCAUUCUUCCGCUUCCCAUAACCUCACCCCAUUCUCCCGCUUUCCAUCACCCCGCCACAUUUUCCCACUUUCCAUCACCCCGCCCCCUUCUCUCUCCUUCCAUCACCCCGCCCCAUUCUCCCUCCUUCCAUCACCCCGCCCCAUUCUCCCUCUUUCCAUCAGCCCCCCGCCCCAUUCUCCCGCUUUCCAUCACCCCGCCCCAUUCUCCCGCUUUCCAUCACCCCGCCCCAUUCUUCCGCUUCCCAUCAUCCCGCCCCAUUCCCCUGCUUUCCAUCACCCCUCCCCAUUCUCCCUCCUUCCAUCACCCCGCCCCAUUCUCUCGCUUUCCAUCACCCCGCCCCAUUCUCCCGCUUUCCAUCACGCCGCCCCAUUCUCCCGCUUUCCAUCACCCCGCCCCAUUCUCCCUCCUUCCAUCACCCCGCCCCAUUCUCCCGCUUUCCAUCACCCCGCCCCAUUCUCCCUUCUUCCAUCACCCCGCCCCAUUCUCCCUCAUUCCAUCACCCCGCCCCAUUCUCCCGCUUUCCAUCACCCCGCCCCAUUCUCCCGCUUCCCAUAACCCCAACCCAUUCUCCCGCUUUCCAUCACCCCGCCACAUUUUCCCACUUUCCAUCACCCCGCCCCCUUCUCUCUCCUUCCAUCAUCCCGCCCCAUUCUCCCGCUUUCCAUCAGCCCGCCCCAUUCUCCCGCUUUCCAUCACCCCGCCCCCUUCUCCCGCUUUCCAUCUCCCCGCCCCAUUCUCCCGCUUUCCAUCACCCCGCCCCAUUCUUCCGCUUUCCAUCACCCGCCCCAUUCUCCCGCUUUCCAUCACCUCGCCCCAUUCUCCCGCUUUCCAUCACCCCGCCCCAUUCUUUUGCUUUCCAUCACCCCGCCCCAUUCUCCCGCUUUCCAUCACCCUGCCCCAUUCACCCGCUUUCCAUCACCCGCCCCAUUCUCCCGCUUUCCAUCACCCCGCCCCAUUCUCCCGCUUUCCAUUGCCCCGCUCCAUUCUCCCGCUUUCCAUCACCCCGCCCCAUUCUCCCGCUUUCCAUCACCCCGCCCCAUUCUCCCGCUUUCCAUCACUCCGCCCCAUUCUCCCGCUUUCCAUCACCCCGACCCAUUCUCCCACUUUCCAUUACCCCGCCCCAUUCUCCCUCCUUCCAUCACCCCGCCUCAUUCUCCCUCCUUCUAUCACCCCGCCCCAUUCUCCUGCUUUCCAUCACCCCACCCCAUUCUCCCGCUUUCCAUCACCCAGCCCCAUUCUCCCGCUUUCCAUCACCCCGCCCCAUUUUCCCACUUUCCAUCACCCCGCCCCAUUCUCCCGCUUUCCAUCACCCUGCCCCAAUCUCCCGCUUUCCAUCACCCCGGCCCAUUCUCCCUCCUUCCAUCACCCCGCCCCAUUCUCCCGCUUUCCAUCACCCCGCCCCAUUCUCUCGCUUUCCAUCACCCAGCCCCAUUCUCCCGCUUUCCAUCACCCCACCCCAUUCUCCCGCUUUCCAUCACCCCACCCCAUUCUCCCUCCUUCCAUCACCCCGCCCCAUUCUCCCUCCUUCCAUCACCCCGCCCCAUUCUCCCGCUUUCCAUCACCCCGCCCCAUUCUUCCUCCUUCCAUCACCCCGCCCCAUUCUCCCUCCUUCCAUCACCCCGCCCCAUUCUCCCGCUUUCCAUCACCCCGCCACAUUCUCCCGCUUUCUAUCACCCCGCCCCAUUCUCCCUCCUUCCAUCACCCCGCCCCAUUCUCCCGCUUUCCAUCACCCCGCCCCAUUCUCCCGAUUUCCAUCACCCCGCCCCAUUCUCCCGCUUUCCAUCACCCCGCCCCAUUCUCCCGCUUUCCAUCACCCUGCCCCAUUCUCCCGCCUUCCAUCAUCCCGCCUUAUUCUCCCUCCUUCCAUCACCCCGCCCCAUUCUUCCGCUUCCCAUCAUCCCGCCCCAUUCCCCCGCUUUCCAUCACCCCUCCCCAUUCUCCCUCCUUCCAUCUCCCCGCCCCAUUCUCUCGCUUUCCAUCACCCCGCCCCAUUCUCCCGCUUUCCAUCACCCCGCCCCAUUCUCCCGCCUUCCAUCACCCCGCCCCAUUCUCCCUCCCUCCAUCACCCCGCCCCAUUCUCCCGCUUUCCAUCACCCCGCCUCAUUCUCCCGCCUCCCAUAACCCCACCCCAUUCUCCCGCUUUCCAUCACCCCGCCACAUUCUCCCACUUUCCAUCACCCCGCCCCCUUCUCUCUCCUUCCAUCACCCCGCCCCAUUCUCCCUCCUUCCAUCACCCCGCCCCAUUCUCCCGCUUUCCAUCAGCCCGCCCCAUUCUCCCGCUUUCCAUCACCCCUCCCCUUUCUCCCGCUUUCCAUCUCCCCGCCCCAUUCUCCCGCUUUCCAUCACCCCGCCCCAUUCCCGCUUUCCAUCACCCCCGCCCCAUUCUUCCGCUUCCCAUCAUCCCGCCCCAUUCCCCCGCUUUCCAUCACCCCUCCCCAUUCUCCCUCCUUCCAUCACCCCGCCCCAUUCUCCCGCUUUCCAUCACCCCGUCCCAUUCUCCCGCCUUCCAUCACGCCGCCCCAUUCUCCCGCUUUCCAUCACCCCGCCCCAUUCUCCCUCCUUCCAUCACCCCGCCCCAUUCUCCCUCAUUCCAUCACCCCGCCCCAUUCUCCCGCUUUCCAUCACCCCGCCCCAUUCUCCCGCUUCCCAUAACCCCAACCCAUUCUCCCGCUUUCCAUCACCCCGCCACAUUUUCCCACUUUCCAUCACCCCGCCCCCUUCUCUCUCCUUCCAUCACCCCGCCCCAUUCUCCAUCCUUCCAUCAACCCGCCCCAUUCUCCAGCUUUCCAUCAGCCCGCCCCAUUCUCCCGCUUUCCAUCACCCCACUCCUUUCUCCCGCUUUCCAUCAGCCCGCCCCAUUCUCCCGCUUUCCAAUACCCCGCCCCUUUCUCCCACUUUCCAUCUCCCCGCCCCAUUCUCCCGCUUUCCAUCACCCCGCCCCAUUCUCCCGCUUUCCAUCACUCCGCCCCAUUCUUCCGCUUCCCAUCAUCCCGCCCCAUUCCACCGCUUUCCAUCACCCCUCCCCAUUCUCCCUCCUUCCAUCACCCCGCCCCAUUCUUCCGCUUUCCAUCACCCGCCCCAUUCUCCCGCUUUCCAUCACCUCGCCCCAUUCUCCCGCUUUCCAUCACCCCGCCCCAUUCUUUUGCUUUCCAUCACCCUGGCCCAUUCUCCCGCUUUCCAUCACCCUGCCCCAUUCACCCGCUUUCCAUCACCCGCCCCAUUCUCCCGCUUUCCAUCACCCCGCCCCAUUCUCCGGCUUUCCAUCACCCCGCUCCAUUCUCCCGCUUUCCAUCACCCCGCCCCAUCCUCCCGCUUUCCAUCACCCCGCCCCAUUCCCCCGCUUUCCACCACCCGACCCAUUCUCCCACUUUCCAUCACCCCGCCCCAUUCUCCCUCCUUCCAUAACCCCGCCUCAUUCUCCCUCCUUCCAUCACCCCGCCCCAUUCUCCCGCUUUCCAUAAGACGCCCCAUUCUCCCGCUUUCCAUCACCCAGCCCCAUUCUCCCGCUUUCCAUCACCCCGCCCCAUUUUUCCGCUUUCCAUCACCCCGCCCCAUUCUCCCGCUUUCCAUCACCCUGCCCCAAUCUCCCGCUUUCCAUCACCCCGCCCCAUUCUCCCUCCUUCCAUCACCCCGCCCCAUUCUCCCGCUUUACAUCACCCCGCCCCAUUCUCCCGCUUUCCAUCACCCAGCCACAUUCUCCCGCUUUCCAUCACCCCGCCCCAUUCUCCCGCUUUCCAUCACCCCACCCCAUUCUCCCUCCUUCCAUCACCCAGCCCCAUUCUCCCUCCUUCCAUCACCCCGCCCCAUUCUCCCGCUUUCCAUCACCCCGCCCCAUUCUCCCUCCUUCCAUCACCCCGCCCCAUUCUCCCUCCUUCCAUCACCCCGCCCCAUUCUCCCGCUUUCCAUCACCCCGCCCCAUUCUCCCGCUUUCCAUCACCUUGCCCCAUUCUCCCACUUUUUAUCACCCCGCCCCAUUCUCCCGCUUUCCAUCGCCCCGCCCGAUUCUCCCUCCUUCCAUCACCCCACACCAUUCUCCCGCUUUCUAUCACCCCGCCCCAUUCUCCUGCUUUCCAUCACCCCGCCCCAUUCUCUUGCUUACUAUCAACCCGCCCCAUUCUCCCGCUUUCUAUCAUCCGUCCCCAUUCUCCCUCCUUCCAUCACCCCGCCUCAUUCUCCCGCUUUCCAUCACCUCGCCCCAUUUUCCCGCUUUUUAUCACCCCGCCCCAUUCUCCCGCUUUCCAUCACCCCGCCUGAUUCUCCCUCCUUCCAUCACCCCACACCAUUCUCCCGCUUUCCAUCACCCCGCCCCAUUCUCCUGCUUUCCAUCACCCCUCCCCAUUCUCCCGCUUUCCAUCACCCCGCCCCAUUCUCCCGCUUUCCAUCACCCCGCCCCAUUCUCCCUCCUUCCAUGACCCCGCCCCAUUCUCCCUCCUUCCAUCACCCCGCCCAAUUCUCCCGCUUUCCAUCACCCUGCCCCAUUCUCCCGCUAUCCAUCAACCCGCCCCAUUCUCCCUCCUUCCAUCACCACGCCCCAUUCUCCCUCCUUCCAUCACCCCGCCCCAUUCUCCUUCCUUCCAUCACCCCGCCCCAUUCUCCCUCCUUCCAUCACCGUGCCCCAUUCUCCCGCUAUACAUCAGCCCGCCCCAUUCUCCCGCUUUUCAUCACCCCGCCCCAUUCUCCCGCUUUCCAUCACCCCGCCCCAUUCACCCGCUUUCCAUCACCCCGCCCCAUUCUCCCGCUUUCCAUCACCCCGCCCCAUUCUCCCGCUUUCCAUCACCCCGCCCCAUUCUCCCGCUUUCCAUCACCCUGCCCCAUUCUCCCGCUUUCCAUCACCCCGCCUCAUUCUCCCGCUUCCCAUCAUCCCGCCCCAUUCCCCGCUUUCCAUCACCUCUCCCUCCUUCCAUCACCCCGCCCCAUUCUCCCGCUUUCUAUCACCCGUCCCCAUUCUCCCUCCUUCCAUCACCCCGCCCCAUUCUCCCGCUUUCCAUCACCCCGCCCCAUUCUCCCGCUUUCCAUCACCUCGCCCCAUUCUCCCGCUUUUUAUCACCCCGCCCCAUUCUCCCGCUUUCCAUCACCCCGCCCGAUUCUCCCUCCUUCCAUCACCCCACACCAUUCUCCCGCUUUCCAUCACCCCGCCCCAUUCUCCUACUUUCCAUCACCCCUCCCCAUUCUCCCGCUUUCCAUCACCCCGCCCCAUUCUCCCGCUUUCCAUCACCCCGCCCCAUUCUCCCGCUUUCCAUCACGCCGCCCCAUUCUCCCACUUUCCCUCACCCCGCCCCAUUCUCCAGCUUUCCAUCACCCCGCCCCAUUCUCCCGCUUCCCAUCAACCCGCCCCAUUCUCCCGCUUUCUAUCACCCGUCCCCGUUCUUCCUCCUUCCAUCACCCCGCCCCAUUCUCCCGCUUUCCAUCACCCCGCCCCAUUCUCCCGCUUUCCAUCACCUUGCCCCAUUCUCCCACUUUUUAUCACCCCGCCCCAUUCUCCCGCUUUCCAUUGCCCCGCCCGAUUCUCCCUCCUUCCAUCACCCCACACCAUUCUCCCGCAUUCUAUCACCCCGCCCCAUUCUCCUGCUUUCCAUCACCCCGCCCCAUUCUCUUGCUUACUAUCAACCCGCCCCACUCUCCCGCUUUCUAUCAUCCGUCCCCAUUCUCCCUCCUUCCAUCACCCCGCCCCAUUCUCCCGCUUUCCAUCACCCCGCCCCAUUCUCCCGCUUUCCAUCACCUCGCCCCAUUCUCCCGCUUUUUAUCACCCCGCCCCAUUCUCCCGCUUUCCAUCACCCCGCCUGAUUCUCCCUCCUUCCAUCACCCCACCCCAUUCUCACUCUUUCCAUCACCCCUCCCCAUUCUCCCUCUUUCGAUCACCCCGCCCCAUUCUCCUGCUUUCCAUCACCCCGCCCCAUUCUCCCUCUUUCCAUCACCCCGGCCCAUUCUCCCGCCUUCCAUCACCCCGCCCCAUUCUCCAUCUUUCCAUCACCCUGCCCAAUUCUCCCCCUUUCCAUUACCCCGCCCCAUUCUCCCGCCUUCCAUAACCCCGCCCCAUUCUCCCUCUUUCCAUCACCCCGCCCCAUUCUCCCGCUUUCCAUCACCCCGCCUUAUUUUCCCGAUUUCCAUCACCCCGCCCCAUUCUCCCGCUUUCCAUCACCCCGCCCCAUUCUCCCGCUUUCCAUCACCCCGCCCCAUUCUCCCGUUUUCCAUCACCCCGCCCCAUUCUCCCGCUUUCCAUCACCCAGCCCCAUUCUCCCUCUUUCCAACACCCCGCCCCAUUCUCCCGCAUUCCAUCACCCCGCCCCAUUUUCCCUCGUUCCAUCACCCCACUCCAUUCUCCCGCUUUCCAUCACCCCGCCCCAUUCUCCCUCUUUCCAUCACCCCGCCCCAUUCUCCCGCUUUCCAUCACCCCGCCCCAUUCUCCCUCUUUCCAUCACCCCGCCCCAUUCUCCCGCUUUCCAUCACCCCGCCCCAUUCUCCCUCUUUCCAUCACCCUGCUCCAUUCUCCCGCUUUCCAUCACCCCGCCCAAUUCUCCCUCUUUCCAUCACCCCUCCUCAUUCUUCCUCUUUCCAUCACCCCGCCCCAUUCUCCCGCUUUCCACCACCCCGCUCCAUUCUCCCACUUUCCAUCACCCCGCCCAAUUCUCCCGCUUUCCAUCACCACGCCCCAUUUUCCCUCUUUCCAUCACCCCGCCCCAUUCUCCCGCUUUCCAUCACCCCGCCCCAUUCUCCCGCUUUCCAUCACCCCGCUCCAUUCUCCCGCUUUCCAUCACCCCGCCCAAUUCUCCCUCUUUCUAUCACCCCUCUCCAUUUUCCCUCUUUCCAUCACCCCUCCCCAUUCUCCCGCCUUUCAUCACCCCGCCCCAUUCUCCCGCUUUCCAUCACCCCGCCCAAUUCUCCCGCUUUCCAUCACCCCGCCCCAUUCUCCCGCCUUCCAUCACCCCGCCCCAUUCUCCCUCUUUCCAUCACCCCGCCCCAUUCUCACGCUUUCCAUCACCCCACCCCAUUCUCCCUCUUUCCAUCACCCCGCCCCAUUCUCCCGCUUUCCAUCACCCCGCCCCAUUCUCCCUCUAUCCAUCACCCCGCCCAAUUCUCCCACUUUCCAUCACCCCGCCCCGUUCUCCUGCUUUCCAUCACCCCGCCCCAUUCUCCCGCUUUCCAUCACCCCGCCCAAUUCUCCCUCUUUCCAUCACCCCUCCCCAUUCUCCCUUUUUCCAUAACCCCGCCCCAUUCUCCCGCUUUCCAUCACCCCGCCCCAUUCUACCGCUUUCCAUCACCCCGCCUCAUUCUCCCUCUUUCCAUCACCACGCCCCAUUCUCCCUCUUUCCAUCACCCCGCCCCAUUCUCCCGCUUUCCAUCACCCCGCCCCGUUCUCCCUCUUUCCAUAACCCUGCCCCAUUCUCCCGCUUUCCAUCACCCUGCCCCAUUCUCCCUCUUUCCAUCACCCCACCCCGUUCUCCCGCUUUCGAUCACCCCGCCCCAUUCUCCUGCUUUCCAUCACCCCGCCCCAUUCUCCUGCUUUCCAUCACCCCGCCCCAUUCUCCCUCUUUCCAUCACCCCGCCCCAUUCUCCCGCUUUCCAUCACCCCGCCCCAUUCUCCCGCUUUCCAUCACCCCGCCCCAUUCUCCCGCUUUCCAUCACCCCGUCCCAUUCUCCCUCUUUCCAUCACCCCGCCCCAUUCUCCCGCUUUCCAUCACCCCGCCCCAUUCUUCCUCUUUCCAUCUCCCCGCCCCAUUCUCCCUCUUUCCAUCACCCCGCCCCAUUCUCCCUCUUUCCAUCACCCCGCCCCAUUCUCCCUCUUUCCAUCACCCCGCCCCAUUCUCCCGAUUUCCGUCACCCCGCCCCAUUCUUCCUCUUUCCAUCACCCCGCCCCAUUCUUCCUCUUUCCAUCUCCCCGCCCCAUUCUCCCUCUUUCCAUCACCCCGCCCCAUUCUCCCUCUUUCCAUCACCCCGCCCCAUUCUCCCUCUUUCCAUCACCCCGCCCCAUUCUCCCGAUUUCCGUCACCCCGCCCCAUUCUCCCUCUUUCCAUCACCCCACCCCAUUCUCCCGAUUUCCGUCAUCCUGCCCCAUUCUCCCUCUUUCCAUCACCCCGCCCCAUUCUCCCUCUUUCCAUCACCCCGCCCCAUUCUCCCGAUUUCCGUCACCCCGCCCCAUUCUCCCUCUUUCCAUCACCCCACCCCAUUCUCCCGAUUUCCGUCAUCCUGCCCCAUUCUCCCUCUUUCCAUCACCCCGCCCCAUUCUCCCUCUUUCCAUCACCCCGCCCAAUUCUCCCGCUUUCCAUCACCCCGCCCCAUUCUUCCUCUUUCCAUCUCCCCGCCCCAUUCUCCCUCUUUCCAUCACCCCGCCCCAUUCUCCCUCUUUCCAUCACCCUGCCCCAUUCUCCCUCUUUCCAUCACCCCGCCCCAUUCUCCCGAUUUCCGUCACCCCGCCCCAUUCUCCCUCUUUCCAUCACCCCGCCCCAUUCUCCCUCUUUCCAUCACCCCGACCAAUUCUCCUGCUUUCCAUCACCCCGCCCCAUUCUCCCUCUUUCCAUCACCCCGCCCCAUUCUUCCACUUUCCAUCACCCCGCCCCAUUCUCCCUCUUUCCAUAACCCCGCCCCAUACUCCCGCUUUCCAUCACCCCGCCCCAUUCUCCCUCUUUCCAUCACCCCGCCCCAUUCUCCCGCUUUCCAUCACCCCGCCCCAAUCUCCCUCAUUCCAUAA